CACACUCACAACAUGACUUACAAAGUACUUGCUCCUGCUCUUCUUACUAAAUCCAUCCUGCUGCUGGCAACCUUGGCCGCUGUUUCCUUAGCUGAAAAAGUCUCACGCGAGCACUACGAUCCUGAUCCCUACGACAAAGACCGCUACGAUCACGAUCCAUACGAUGAUGACCGCUACGAUGAUGAUCCCUACGACGAUAAAGGUCACCACGGAGGUUCCUCCUACCACGACUCACAUAACAAGAAACCGGACUACAACUUCCACUACAGAGUGAAGGACAAAUACUACAACGACUUCGGCCACUGGGAGGAGCGCAAAGGGUACGUCACCAAGGGCUGGUACGAUGUGGUGCUGCCUGACUAUCGCAGACAGGAGGUGCAUUACAUCGUAGACGGCAAGAAAGGCUACAAAGCCACGGUCACCUACACCCCCGUGAAGAAAGACAAGCAUCACAAGGGCGGCCACGGCCAUGGCUCCUACAAAGGUGACCCAUACAAGCCUGACUCAUACGAAGAUGACCCAUACAAGCCUGGCUCAUAUGAACAUGACCCAUACAAGCCAUACAGGCCAAGACCUUCAUACAAGCCAGACUCCCAUGAACACAGGUCAUAUGAGCCAAGGCCUUAUUACUAGCCUGUCGCCGCCAGCUGCAACCUGCCAGUAGCGCCGCCACGCAUAGCGGCGCCUCCUCUUCCCUACGCUUAUAAUGCUCACGUAGCAACCUGUGUUCAUGAUUUAUAAUAAAAAUAUUGUCAA
Messenger RNA from Portunus trituberculatus (swimming crab), 756 nucleotides. Its product is annotated as adhesive plaque matrix protein-like. The record is from RefSeq and is a predicted model, not a curated record. Gene Ontology annotation, cellular component: extracellular matrix. The transcript has 3 exons. The coding region runs from base 13 to 633 and encodes 206 amino acids. NCBI's taxonomy places the organism in Eukaryota, Metazoa, Arthropoda, Malacostraca, Decapoda, Portunidae.